Molecule: messenger RNA, 1169 nt
Organism: Epinephelus moara (kelp grouper)
Lineage: Eukaryota; Metazoa; Chordata; Actinopteri; Perciformes; Serranidae
Gene: pudp
Product: pseudouridine 5'-phosphatase
Exons: 4
Coding region: 50-745 (231 amino acids)
Molecular function (GO): phosphatase activity
Source: RefSeq, a predicted model, not a curated record
CACUUCAUCUCCAACGCGGAACAGUUGACAGGGAGCUCGCGAGUCCAACAUGUCAGCGCCAGGUAGCACCUACCAACCCGUGAGCCAUGUCAUUUUCGACAUGGACGGAUUGUUAUUAGACACAGAGCGACUGUACACAGUGUCCUUCCAGGAAAUAUGUGACCGCUUUGGAAAGCGGUACACUUGGGACGUGAAGUCAUCAGUGAUGGGUAAAAAGGCUCUGGAUGCCGCCCAAAUGAUUCGCGAUGCUCUGGAGCUUCCCAUGACAGCUGAAGAACUCCUGGCUGAAAGCAGAGAAAUACAAGAAAGGAUCUUUCCCUCUGCCAAGCUCAUGCCAGGUGUGGAGAAACUGGUGCACCAUCUACGGAAGCACAAUAUCCCCAUCGCAGUGGCCACCAGCUCAGCCGGUGUGACGUUUAAGCUGAAGACGAGCCAACACAAAGACUUCUUCGGUCUGUUUGACCACAUUGUUCUGGGCGAUGAUCCCGAGGUGAAGAACCACAAACCUAACCCUGACUCUUUCCUGGUCUGUGCCAGCAGAUUCAACCCUCCAGCCUCUCCAGAGAAGUGCUUGGUGUUUGAAGACGCUCCCAACGGUGUGAAGGCGGCGUUGGCUGCGGGGAUGCAGGUGGUGAUGAUUCCUGAUGACAACCUGGACCCCAGCCUUACCCAGGAGGCCACGCUGCGACUCAGGAGCAUGGAACAGUUUGAGCCGCAGCUCUUUGGCCUGCCGGCAUACGACUGAGCCGGAACCCAAACCUAAAGCCACACCAUGUACGCAGCAGGGCUCCGUUCUUCUUCCUCAAAGUAAAUUAUGAUGACACAGUGAGAAAACCAAACUGAUUGCUUGCCUGCAUAUCUCACCAUGUUGUGGGGUGAUACUGAUGAUUUCUGUUGGUGGCAGUUAAUGGUGCUUCAUUGUUUUCUGAUUGUCUCAGAUGAGACAACAUAUUUUAAUCUGUGUAAGCACUCUUUGUUCACACUUUUCUUGAUGUAUUACACGAUUUUUUUUACAUUGUACUGGCAAUAGCUGUGGCUAGAGUCUGUCCAUCUGCCACAUUCUCGUGACUGCAAUGAUUCAAGAACACCUUCAUGAAAUUUCUUUAAAUUCGGCACAAAUGUCCACUUGGACUAACGAAUAAACUUGUUCAAUUUUGGUUGUCAGAGGU